Molecule: messenger RNA, 981 nt
Organism: Iphiclides podalirius (scarce swallowtail)
Lineage: Eukaryota; Metazoa; Arthropoda; Insecta; Lepidoptera; Papilionidae
Source: the annotation of a GenBank genome assembly
AUGUUGCCCGUAUCCAGCAUUGUGAUCGGUGGAUUUAGAAAAUUAAGAGGUUUCUCGAGAUGUUUGCAAGCGGCGCAACUAAUUUGCUACAAUGGAACACUAGAGAAUCCGAAAAUAGUCCCGCUGGAGUCACCACUGGCACUUAUUAACUCCUCGUGCAUCGAUACGCAACGCGUCACAAAGUUCUUUGUUCACGGUUACAACCGGAGUUCGACUAACGAGGAGUGUACGGGAGUUAUGUCCGCUUACAUUUCUAGGGGCGGUGUCAACACGAUAGUGCUGGAUUGGGGGGAGGAAGCAAAGACAGGGGUCAUGGGUGUUAUUAUGGGAUAUUUUAAUGCCGUCAAAAACACUGCAAUCAUAGGAAAGCAGUUCGCGGAUGCGUUGUUAACCUUGGCCGACGCUGGCUUGGACUUUGACAAGACCCAUCUGGUGGGCCAUUCCCUGGGGGCACAAGUAAGCGGCAUUACAGGAAACCUAAUUAAGAGACAAGGAAAAGCUAUUUCGCGAAUAACAGGAUUGGACCCCGCCCUUCCCUUAUACGAAGGUCUGACUGUUAUUAUUGGAAUUAAUAAGGACAGUGCGAGUUUCGUCGACGUCAUUCAUAGCGAUGCGGGGCAAUACGGCAUUAUGGGAAGCGCAGGUACAGCUGACUUCUGGCCCAACUACAGACUCACCAGCAAGGUACAGCCAGGCUGUCCUACUGGACCUUAUCCCCUGCUCAACGAAGAAGGUUUAUGCAGCCACACGCGAUCGUGGAUGUUCUUCAUUGAGUCAAUAUAUGUAGCCGACGCAUUUCUAGCCGCCAGCGAACCCAAUUAUGAAACCUGGAUACAGAAUAACGGAACAACAGAGGACAUCGCUUGCAUGGGAGAAUAUGUGUCGAACGACGCACAAGGCAAUUAUUAUCUGGAUACAAAUGGUCAACCUCCGUACGGAAAAGGGAAAGCUGGUCUCACGCCGAAUCGUGGGACGAGAAGU